AUGACAUAUCACCAUCAUUCUCUCUCGUCCCAUUUGUGCCACACACCAAACCCUCCAGUCCAGCCAUCUGGUCCACCUCCUGACGAGCGAAUCCGUCUGGAGCAAGGCCAAGGUGAUGAUCAAGACUCACUCCCAGACCUAAACCUCCUUGAUCUCAGCAACUCUGACGAUGACAACGAUGGAAAUGGCAACGAUACCCAAGAGCCACCGAGAGUCACACUAGAUCUCCCUGCUCAGUACAGACAUCUUGCGCCAAGCAACACAUAUAAUGAGACUGCAGAUGCUGCACAGUCAAUAGAACAAGACACAGCAUAUGUGUUGGUCUCACUGGCUGAUGGCGUCGAGUAUGCCCUCCAAACGUCUGCAAAGCUCGAGCCCAACACCCUAGCUGAGGCGUUAGAACGUCCUGAUAGUGAGAAAUGGCUCGAAGCGGCAGUCAAAGAGAUUGACGCUCACCUGGAAAAUGGAACCUGGGAGGUCGUAUUGUUGCAGGGCUAUGCUCAGCGCGAAGGUGUAGAUUACACCGAAACCUUUGCGCCUACAGCACGCUUUGGAGCACUGCGGACAGUCAUUGCGCUAGCAGCAGUUGAGGACAUGGAACUGGAGAGUGUCGACAUCUCUACAGCCUUCCUCAAUGGCGAAAUAGAUGCAGAAGUGUACAUGCAGCCGCCAGAGGGAUUAACAAUACAUGGAGACUCCGACGGGUCACAUCAAUGGGUACUCCGACUGCUAAAAGGUCUAUAUGAGUACUCUGAGAUAGGCUUCAAACGACUCGAAUGCGACCACAGUGUCUUCGUCUACCAACGCGACGGUGUGCGGAUUAUCAUACCUGUCCAUGUCGACGACCUCAUCUCUUGCUUCCAAGUCUCACCCGCAAUCCACAAAGUCAAGGAGGAACUCAAGCAACGCUUCAAAAUCCAUGACCAAGGCCAGACAACCCAGAUAUUUGAAUUCGACUUGAGCGUGAUCGCACAAGUCGCACAAUUGCUCUCUCACAGCCAGCAUACAUACAAAAGCUACUUGAAGACUACAAUAUGA
Serendipita indica DSM 11827 is the source of this 1038-nucleotide messenger RNA. The record is from the annotation of a GenBank genome assembly. Lineage: Eukaryota; Fungi; Basidiomycota; Agaricomycetes; Sebacinales; Serendipitaceae.